AACUUUCAGUUUGUGUACAAAGUAGUAUUCGAGUAACUUUGUGUUCUUGUUUUCUUCAACCGAUAACACCGCCGAACGCGGAAUCGCAACAACAACACGUUUCUUCUUUUUUCCUUUAUUUUUUUUUUCAAAAAAUUAAUAAGGAAAAAAAACACCGCCUGUAUUCGACGACGGCGAUCGUAACUAACUUUAACCUCUCCGAUCACCAUCGACGUUCACAAGCGGCGAUUCGGAUCCACCAUAAUCCGAACACUAUCCGCUUAACUUUAUUCGGAUCUCUUCCACAUGCUUCGUGAAACUAUCUUCAUCUUCCUAUUCUUGUUGUACUUCGGAUAUGCAGAUCCUGCUCCGAAAUGUACCCGGAGCAGUUCUCUCGUCGAUUUCGAAUCCGACUUCAUUAUGGUUCAGCAUCAGCUCAGAGGCCACCUCAAGAUCAUUGAUGAUUGUUCUUUUAGGGUUUCUCAAUUUGAAAUGCUUUCCGGCGUCGAUGUGCAUUGGUGGGGUGCACUCGCUCCUGAUUUCGAUAACCUCACCACCGGAUUCAUCGUUUCAGAUCACAAGCUUAAUCAGACCUACGCAAAUUCCACGUUCGUAGUACAAUUGAUGGCAAAUAUCACGUGGGACAUGAUUCCUGUUCUUGCUGUUUGGGAUGUUCCGAGCGCCUCCGAUUUCGGUCAUGUUGUGAUUCAGAAUCUCACCUCUACGGCGGAGUCCCCGCCUGGGAGCGACGGAGAGAAGAAAGAGAAGGUAAGUGUUCACACAGACCCAACUAUGUUUGAUAAUUGUAAGGUUCUGUCGAAGGAUUAUAGGGUCCGUUGGAGUUUGAAACCAAAAGAGGAUAUGCUCGAGAUUGGGUUGGAGGGUGCUACUGGGGUUAUGAAUUACAUGGCUUUUGGUUGGGCUAACCCUAACGCCACUGAUGCAGAGCUCAUGGUUGGUGCUGAUGUGGCAGUUACUGGGUUUAAGGAAGAUGGUUUGCCAUUUGUGGAUGAUUUCUUCAUCACCAAGUAUAGUGAGUGUGUGAAAAAUACUGAAGAUGGAACUGUGGAAGGGGUUUGUCCUGAUUCAAUCUAUGAAGGGCCGAACAGAGUUGGCUUGGUGAAUGAUACAAGGUUGAUUUAUGGUCAUAGGAGUGAUGGGGUUUCUUUGGUUAGAUACAGGAGACCUUUGAGUCCAGUUGAUGCCAAAUAUGAUCACCGUGUUCAUCGAUCGGCUAACAUGACUGUUAUUUGGGCUUUGGGAAAGAUUAGAGCUCCUGAUACUGUUUUGCCGUAUUAUCUUCCUCAGAAUCACGGGGGUCUUCCCUUUGAAUCUUUUGGCCAUUUGGUUCUCAAUGUUUCUCAGCAUGUCAAUGAUUGUGAAGGUCCCCUGGAUGCCGCUGAUAAAGAGGAUCAAGAUAUCAUCAUUGCUGAUGCCAAAGUUCCUUUGGUUGUUUCAUCGGGGCCAGCACUGCAUUACCCUGACCCUCCAAAUCCAGCCAAGGUUAUUUACAUCAACAAAAAGGAAGCUCCUGUGUUGAGAGUGGAAAGAGGGGUGCCGGUCACGUUUUCCAUACAGUCAGGGCAUGAUGUAGCACUUUAUGUUACUUCAGACCCCAUUGGUGGGAAUGCCACGCUGAGGAAUCUGACUGAGACUAUUUAUGCUGGAGGUCCUGAGGCUCAUGGAGUUCAGGCCAGUCCCACAGAGCUAAUUUGGGCUCCUGACAGGAACACUCCUGAUCAGGUCUACUAUCAUUCAGUGUAUGAGAAGAAAAUGGGUUGGAGAGUAGAGGUUGUCGAUGGGGGUCUGUCUGACAUGUAUAACAACAGUGUUGUUCUCGAUGAUCAACAGGUUACCUUCUUUUGGACAUUAUCAAAGGAUUCGAUAUCUAUUGCUGCUCGCGGUGAGAAAAAGAGUGGUUAUCUUGCUAUAGGAUUUGGCAGUGGAAUGGUAAACAGUUACACUUAUGUGGGAUGGGUUGAUGACAAUGGUGUUGGUCGUGUAAACACUUAUUGGAUUGAUGGACAGGAUGCUUCACGUAUACAUCUUACAAAUGAAAAUUUGACACAUGUGAGAUGCAAAACAGAAAACGGAAUUAUUACUUUGGAAUUUACGCGUCCCUUGGUUCCAUCUUGUAGUAGGGGCAAAAGGCCAGAAUGUAACGACAUCAUUGAUCCCACAACUCCUCUAAAAGUCAUAUGGGCGAUGGGCAGUACAUGGAGUAAUCGACAUCUUAGUGAGAGGAAUAUGCAUACGCUUACUAGUACCAGGCCUAUAUUAGUUCAGCUGAUGCGUGGUUCUGCAGAAGCAGAGCAGGAUUUACUUCCAGUUUUGGCUGUGCAUGGUUUCAUGAUGUUUCUUGCAUGGGGCAUCUUGCUUCCUGGAGGUAUAUUGGCAGCCAGGUACUUGAAACAUUUGAAGGGCGGUGGUUGGUACAAAAUUCAUGUUUACAUGCAAUACUCAGGGUUAUCAAUAGUUUUUCUUGCACUUCUUUUUGCGGUUGCUGAGCUUCGCGGUUUUCAUGUUAGCUCAACACAUGUUAAAUUUGGAGUUGCUGCAAUAUUUUUGGCUUGCAUACAACCAGUUAAUGCAUUCCUUAGGCCCCCAAGACAGUCAAAUGGGGAGCAAGCAUCAUUUAAAAGAAUUAUCUGGGAAUAUUUGCAUAUUAUUGUUGGCAGAUCUGCAAUUGCUGUUGGCAUUGCAGCACUUUUUACUGGCAUGAAGCAUUUGGGAGACAGAUAUGCCUUGGAAAACGUCCAUGGCCUCAGUUGGGCCAUGAUAAUCUGGUUCUUAGUAGGUGCAUUGAGUAUUGCUUAUUUCGAAUACCGCGAGAAGCAGAGAGUCAGGGAUCAGAUAUUUGGAAGAGGCAAUUGGGUGCUCGGUAAUGAGGAGGAUGAUUCCAUGGAUCUCUUGAGUCCACCAAAUACACAUGCAACAAAUAAAGAGUCACAAGCCUCCGCAAGAUUGGAAAUCCAGUUAGAACCUUUAAACAGGUAGAUAGAUGCAUUUUUUAACUUGCCAUUGAAAGCCUCCAUUCUGCUGCAGUUGUUGGCAAAUUCCUCAUUUAAUCCGAGCUUUCAGGAUUAUUCAUCAUUAGUUAUGAGGAUUGGGGCAUUUUUGAGGUGUAAAGGGAGCACUUGUUCAUCAGUCUCUUUGUACUGAUGUAGCCAUUUUGUGAAGAGAGUAGCUUUCUCAUAGUUUAUAUACAUGUUCACUAGAUAGGUUAUAUCUUUUGUUCGAUCUAGCUGCCAUACUUUUUUCUUCCCCCUCCAAAACAAAAUCAAGAAAUCAAAAUUUACGAAGUGAAAGCUUUAUUGUCUGUUAAUGUAGGUUCUGUUCCAUUAUAUCGUAGGUGUAAUUGGCUCUCCAGCCAAAAACAUUGUUGUAAAUUUAUAAGAUGCAGAUAACUAAUACAACAUAACGCUAUUAGUUUUUUAUUUCAA
Molecule: messenger RNA, 3422 nt
Organism: Lathyrus oleraceus (garden pea)
Lineage: Eukaryota; Viridiplantae; Streptophyta; Magnoliopsida; Fabales; Fabaceae
Product: cytochrome b561, DM13 and DOMON domain-containing protein At5g54830
Exons: 1
Coding region: 286-2976 (896 amino acids)
Source: RefSeq, a predicted model, not a curated record